AUGAAUGGGUACAUCAAGAGGAAUGCAUUUAAGGUCUUGGUGAAAUGGAUAUUCGAGAACCAACACAAGCUGCAGACUAUUCGAUGGUGUAGCUCUUCGCUGCGGUACAAAGAGCUAGAAGACUCAGUGCAGGCGGACCACGUGGCACCAUCGCCCACGCAAAAGCCACACCCACAAAUUACACCUGAAAUCUCCUUCAAGUACGAAGACUUGCAAGUACGACUCGCGGCGCCGUAUCAGCUCACCCCGAAACCCGAAGCUAAGGAACUAGGUUUCGGAAAGUAUUUCACCGAUCAUAUGCUCAAAAUUUAUUAUCACAAGGAACUCGGGGGAUGGCAAAAGCCGGAGAUCAUGCCAUUCGAGAACUUAAAUAUACAUCCCGCCGCGAAGGCACUUCAUUACGCCAUACAAUUAUUUGAAGGAUUGAAAGCGUACCGAGGUGUUGAUGAUAAAAUACGAUUGUUCAGGCCGGAACUUAACAUGGAAAGGAUGAACCUCGCAGCCCAGAGGUCCGGUUUGCCAAUGUUCGACGGAGAAGAGCUCGUUCAAUGCAUAAAACGAUUAGUACAAAUUGACCAGGAAUGGGUUCCGCAUUCAGAAACGUCGACCCUUUAUAUCCGACCAACGUUAAUAGGGAUCGAGCCCACUUUCGGAAUAAUGACGCCGGAGUCGGCAUUGCUGUUCGUAAUCCUGAGUCCAGUGAGCGCGUACUACAAGGCGAGCAGUGAUGGAGCGGUCUCAAUAUUCGCUGAUCCCAAUGUCGUACGCGCCUUCCCUGGAGGAGUUGGAAACAGAAAGGUCGGCUCUAAUUACGGACCCACUAUAGAGGCGACAGCGCGAGCUGCAAAAUUGGGGCACCAUCAAGUGCUAUGGCUCUUUGGUCCAGAUCACCAAUUAACAGAGGUCGGCGCCAUGAAUAUUUUUAUGGUGCACAUCAACGAUCAAGGAGAUAAACAAUUGAGUACGCCGCCACUGAACGGUUUGAUAUUGCCCGGAGUGACGCGUCGCUCCAUCAUCGAGCUGGCGAGCCAGUGGGAGGAUAUCGUCGUCAGAGAGGAAGUCAUCACAAUGGAACGCGUCAUACAACUCAACCAACAAGGAAGGUUGCUAGAAAUGUUCGGCGCGGGUACAGCCGUCAUCAUCAGCCCGAUUAGCAGGGUCGGCUUCCUCGAACAAAACAUUGACAUUCCCACGAUGAAACAGUCGAACCCCGUGUUCCAACGAGUGAAGGACACGCUGCUCGCGAUCCAAUACGGACACGUGGAGCAUCCGUACGCUAAGGUCAUAUCGUAGUGCGCGCCGGGGCGGUGCUGGACACCAUCGCCGCCGCCGGCCUAGUGAUGGGACACUUGUCGAUGUGUUAACUGUAACGUCUCUAUGAUGAGUUCACGAUAUGCGGAACGCGGAACGAGCGAGGAAGUGACACUGUGCCAUUUCAAUGCUACGCAUUACUUGUCAGUGAAAAUACGCCUCGUUGUGAAGUUAUCUUUAGCGAUAUCACUGUAGUUUAUUUAUUCUCUUGAUCACCCACAACGGCGCAAAAUAAACGUGUUUUGAUACUUUUUGUGCUCGCUUCCGUUGUAUAUAUUUUGUUUAAUCGGUUAAAGGGAUUUAAAUGUGGAACUUCAUGUAAUUUGUUUACCUAUCUGAGCAGACAGCGUUUAAAAGUAAAGUCGUUAGUGUUUCGAAUUCAUUAGCUGAAAUUAUUCUAUUGUGAAUGUGACAAACUUAAGAACUCACUACUGUUGACCUGUGAAUUUAUAUUUUAACGUUCGUAUCUUCGUGUAAACAAAAUUAAAUGGACAAUGUGAUAUUAAUGUGUAAUUAAAUAUUAAGUACGAACUUGACCUUUGAAUUGCAUGUCAAUAUUCACAUAAUCUACGAGUGCUAAUUAUUUCUAUCGAUUUUAAUGUCGCAUCUAUAUAAUGUGUAAAUUUAUAGCAACCACAAUCAAUAUUUUGCACUGCAU
Molecule: messenger RNA, 1969 nt
Organism: Bombyx mandarina (wild silkworm)
Lineage: Eukaryota; Metazoa; Arthropoda; Insecta; Lepidoptera; Bombycidae
Gene: Bcat
Product: Branched chain amino acid transaminase
Biological process (GO): L-leucine biosynthetic process; L-valine biosynthetic process
Cellular component (GO): mitochondrion
Molecular function (GO): branched-chain-amino-acid:2-oxoglutarate transaminase activity
Source: RefSeq, a predicted model, not a curated record